GCCAAAUUAGAAAAAAUGUUGAAGAACCGUUUUUUAAUAAUGUCCUAUACUGAAGCCAUUGAAAUUUUGGAGAGGUCUCAACAAGAAUUCACUUACAAACCAGCCUGGGGGCAGGAUCUCCAGAGUGAACACGAGAAGUACCUGGUGCGACACUGUGGCGACAUUCCCGUUUUUGUGUACAACUAUCCCUAUGAUCUGAAGCCGUUCUACAUGCGAGACAACGAAGAUGGACCUUGUAGGACUGUAGCAGCGGUUGAUCUACUGGUCCCAGAAGGUGGAGAACUUUUCGGUGGGAGUUUGAGAGAAGAUCGCGUGGAUUUUCUGCAAUCUCGCUUACAAAGGUUGAAGCUUGAAGACACCUAUCAAUGGUACGUAGAGCUGCGCCAAUUUGGAUCGACCCCCCAUGGGGGAUUCGGAAUGGGGUUCGAGCGGUACCUGCAAUGUAUCCUGGGAGUACAGAAUAUUAAGGAUGUCAUUCCGUUCCCGCGAUUUCCUCACUCGUGCGUUUUAUAACUCUUGGUCCCAGCUUCUGUUUUCCUUCUGUUGUAAAUUUAGGGCCUGCAUAAAUGACUCUGUGCAACAUUUAAAGGGAA
Molecule: messenger RNA, 593 nt
Organism: Protobothrops mucrosquamatus (brown spotted pit viper)
Lineage: Eukaryota; Metazoa; Chordata; Lepidosauria; Squamata; Viperidae
Product: probable asparagine--tRNA ligase, mitochondrial
Biological process (GO): asparaginyl-tRNA aminoacylation
Cellular component (GO): mitochondrion
Molecular function (GO): asparagine-tRNA ligase activity; ATP binding
Source: RefSeq, a predicted model, not a curated record